AUGACCGACUUCCUCAUAACACAUGGCCCAGCAGAGACAGACAAUCAAACUGCUCCUCAUGGUGACCAGAGAGCCUGGAGCCUAGAAAACCUACCAGAUAUCCUCUACGUUCUGAGACCCAGGCACGAUUACCGCAAAUCGAGGCAUCGUGUCCCGAAAGCCAGCGACAGAAUCUUUGGGAAGGAAACCAAUGAUUUCUCGGUCCUUCCUUGCCAAAUAUCUUCAAAAGUUGAAGGGUGGAGGCUGGAGGCUUGGAUGCGUAUGGACCGCCGCAUCACGGAGCAAGAUAUCAUCGACCGUGUGAAUCCCAAAUACAGACUGACUGCUGAUGAGAUUGAGCUCCGCAGAGAGAAUUUUCGAAGCAUCUUUCAUGUCGCCAAUUGGGGGUCGCAGAAGUCUAUCUGGACUCUUGACCGAAUGCUCAAGGAUGCGGGGAUUGACCCCGAGAACAACUCCACCAGAGGCUUGACGCCUGGAGAUCCUUGGGACUCUUUCGCUGCGGACUUCCAAUACCCAGACCCAGAGGACUUAACCACCUGCGGAGAAAUGCUUACUACUAUCGAGGAUGAAGUUGAUGGUAAUGAGAAUGACAAUGCUACAUGCAGUAUGGCCUUGGAGACAUAUCUUGAAAAGAGCCAAAUGUCCUACGAGGUUUGGCUUCUGCGCGGUUACAGCAACAUUUACGAUGAUACCAAUUUGCAGCGCGCACAUACUGAGGAAUCUGAUAUCGAUGAAUUCGGCAUUCUCAAAUCCAACUACAAGCGAAGCCAUAACGUUGAAGCGAGCAUUGAGAUCUCGGCGGACACUGAAAAUAGUCACAAGCGCAAGAACGACGAGCAGACGGAUACUCAGUUGGUGCACGGAGAGGAUAGCCCGAAACGCAGACGUAUUGUUUCCCCAGAGACGGAUAUUCUGUACCAGCUCAAACCAACGGAGGAAAACGAGCGAAAGGGUACGGAGAAGCCGCCCAGAGCUAGAAAGAUCAACGGCAAGUCUAUGAAAGAUUUCGCGGUUCUACCUGAUCGUAUCUCUUCCGAUGUUGAGGAAUUUCGUGUGGAAGCUUGGAUGCGUCUUGAUCGACGAAUCCAGCUCCAUGAUAUCACGGAUCGCAUGACGAAGGGGUUCGGUAUCAAAACGAACGCUCUUCAGCAGCGGAACGUCAGGUUCCGAAAGGAUUUCAAUCUCAUUGCUUGGGGAUCUGGGAACAAAGCCAGCCUCCAUCUGGAGGAAAUCCUUGUUGCCAAGAUGAAGGCCAACGGGAUUGACCCGGCUGGCAACUCGACUCGAGGAUUAACUCCCGGUCUCAUCCAUCCCGAACUCGGCGAAGCUGGCGGCCGCAUUCCCCUCCCCGACGAUUGGCGCACUGGAAAGCGAGGCCACCACGGGCUCGUAGCGCAACCAGCUAUAGAGGAAGCCCCUGAGCGUGAGGAAGACGUACCCAUGGACGAUGCAUCUGUUAGUGACGAGUCCUCUGAGGAUGCCCUUUCCACCCAACCCACAUCCCAAUCAGGCUUCUUGGACGAGGAUGAUAACCUCUCUUUCAAUGAUCUUGUUGCAGCCAGACCCCCUCUUACUCCACGAGAGGCCUCGCUUACUUCUUCGAGAGAACCUUCUUCGCCUUCCAUGGACUUUUUCACGGAUGAAUAUCUCUCCACGACUGCCAACUUCCCGGUUCUAUGUCAAAAUGAGCCUGACUUGGCUUCGUCUGACGAAGAAGCCUUUGAUCUACCCGAACAGACUUCUGAGGCGCUCAGAACGACCUCCGCACUGAAGGUCAAACGCCGCUCCCCGUUCAAGAAGUCUCGAUCAUUCUGCGAUUUCGAAUGCACUAAUGGGGAUAUCAUUAAUAACUCCCCCCCUGGCCCCUACCACACCUGCAUCAACGCCCCCCAUGCCACAUACUCCGAGAGCAACCUCCCCCCAAUCCUCUUCCGCUUGGAAGCUCCCGCAUCCGACGACCUCCCACCGCUCCAAGACCUAACCGAACACGGCCAAGUCAUCAAAGACCACGACGGCCAGCCGCUCCGCAACUUCCCCUUCCUCCCCCGCUACAUCUCCAUCCGGCCCGUCGCCUGGCUCCUCGAGUACUGGAUGCGCACCGACCCCCGCCUCACAUACCGCGACAUCAAGGCGCGCAUGCCCGUCCCGCCCCACGAAAGACCGCACGAUAACUCCCUCAGCAUGCGCCGCGAGCGCGAAUGCCGCCACCCGCUCGGCCUCUCCUGCUGGACAACCCGCUGCAGCACCAUCGGCCGACGCGAAGUCGAGCGCGUGGCGCGCUGGUCGCCCGACCAGCUCCAGUACAAUACCACCAUGCGCAUCGAGUAUCGGCGGGGACCCGGCGGUGUGUCUGCUCCGACCAGGCUGCGGGCUGGAGCCCUGCUGGAUGGUGUGCCGGUGUACUACCCGCUUGACUUGUUUCUGGAUGGAAGGGAGGCUCACGUGCCUGGUCCGAGGAUUGGGGAUGCCAUGAGCUUGUUCUGGCAGCUGUCGGAGAGGGCGGCGCAGCUUCGUUUGGGGAGUUGGGGGUCUCUGCCUGUGGAGGAGUUGCCGGAGGCGUGGCGGCGGAAGAGGGCUCGUGAGAGUACUAGUGAGGAUGGUGGUGAGGAGGCCGAUGCGUGGUAG
Molecule: messenger RNA, 2625 nt
Organism: Aspergillus clavatus NRRL 1
Lineage: Eukaryota; Fungi; Ascomycota; Eurotiomycetes; Eurotiales; Aspergillaceae
Exons: 4
Coding region: 1-2625 (874 amino acids)
Source: RefSeq, a predicted model, not a curated record